GUUUAACAACACACGAUCCUUCCAAUUAUCGUUGAUGAUGUUAUUGAAAGUUAUCGGUUUCCAUUUAUCCGGCUGAUCCUAAAUUGGAGAGAGAAAAAAACCCAACGAGCCUCUCGAUUUGUAUGAAAAAAAUAUCUCCAAACUCCUGUCUAAGCUUAAAAAGAGAGUCGGGCCCUAAUCAAUAUGAGUUACUGGUUUUGCUGAGGUAUUUUGAAGAGAUCUCCGGAGGGACUAUAAGUCAAGUGUCAAAUAUAUUUUGCGUCCACUCUGAUUUCUAAUGAAACCCGUGAAGGCACACGGAAAUAUCACCAUGGCGUCAGAAUCAACUUCCAUGUCUAACUAUGUCACCAUUUCUAACGGAAACGAUUCUGAUUCCGAUUUAUACUCGGAGUACGAUUACGAUUUUGGGGACUCUCAUGUACUUCCAUUAGAAGAACUGGUACCGGUGUCCAUUGCUUACGGAUUAACAUUGGUGUUGGGGAUUACCGGAAAUAUUCUGGUCAUUGCAUCCGUCAUCCGGUUCCGGAAGCUACACAGUGUCACCAACGUUUUUUUGCUUAGCCUGGCAUCUGCAGAUUUACUUUUAGUAGUGGUCUGUGUUCCAGUAAAGUGUAUAUCCUUCUUCUCCUACUCCUGGAGGCUGGGAGAGUUCCUGUGUAAGUUCGUGAACUAUCUCCAGAACCUGUCUAUCAUCUGCUCCGUGAUGACUCUCACGGGCCUCAGCUUAGAAAGGUAUUAUGCUAUUCUUCAUCCAAUGAAAUCUAAGUACGUUUGCACUAUAAGUCUGGCUAGACGAAGCGUGAUCUGUAUUUGGAUCCUGAGCUUUCUAAUGGCAACACCAACUUUGGCUGGCCAGAUUCACAAGACCGUGGGUAAACACCGCCAGGCCCACUGGUGCAUACUGGAGUGGGACAGCUCGGUCAUACAGCGCGUGUACGGAGUCUACAUGUUCCUGGUUAUACUUAUGCUGCCGUUUAUACUGCUGAGUUAUGCUUACGCAAGCAUAUGUCGGGAGUUAUGGAGGAUGAAUAGACGGGGACAUAAUUCGGGAAGCGAAAUGGAGGCUCUGCAGGUUCGGCGAGUUUCACAACGGCGUAAGGAUACUAGUAACUCAGCCAACCCCCAGAGGUGUGGGGAUGGGGACGAAAACAACACAAAGAAACAGGUCAUAAAGAUGCUAGUGACAAUUAUCGUCCUCUUCAUGAUCUGCUGGGGACCCGUAACCACCAACAAUCUCCUGGUCGCCUUCGACGUCAUAGACAAGUUACACAUGGGAGCCCUGAAGCCCAUUCGUCAGGCAUUUUAUGUGUUGUCGUACAUAAACAGUUGUGUAAACCCGAUCGUUUACGGCUUCAUGUCAAAGAAUUUCAGGAAAGCGUUCAUCAUGGCGCUGGGAUAUUUGUGUCUUGGUCGGAGAAGGCAGAGAAGGACACAGUUUUGGGACCAAACGAUGGUCAGGUUCUCUGUGGAGACCCGCUACAGUGUGUCCGCCCGUGGUUCCAGACUGACUGCGUCCCAAAUUCUUCUCCAGAGGGAGGGUCUACGUCCAGUGGUAACUUACGACAGCGAGGACAGUUUUUCGUUGAAAUAGAAUUGACUUGCAAACCAAGAAUAAAUAUUAUACAUGUAUUGUAAAUUCCUUAUUUUACGCGAGUACUUAAUUCCGCGAUUCCGCUGUUUUGCAUCAAAUCGCGAGAUUUUAAAAUCAGCGAGGACUGC
Messenger RNA from Magallana angulata, 1719 nucleotides. Its product is annotated as QRFP-like peptide receptor. The coding region runs from base 278 to 1591 and encodes 437 amino acids. Lineage: Eukaryota; Metazoa; Mollusca; Bivalvia; Ostreida; Ostreidae. Gene Ontology annotation, biological process: G protein-coupled receptor signaling pathway. Gene Ontology annotation, molecular function: neuropeptide Y receptor activity. Gene Ontology annotation, cellular component: membrane. The transcript has 6 exons. The record is from RefSeq and is a predicted model, not a curated record.